Messenger RNA from Linum trigynum, 1461 nucleotides. NCBI's taxonomy places the organism in Eukaryota, Viridiplantae, Streptophyta, Magnoliopsida, Malpighiales, Linaceae. The record is from the annotation of a GenBank genome assembly.
AUGAUCAUGGAGCACUCUCAGGUGACUACAAUGGGAGACCAGCGCAAAAAUUCAAGUUCAAGUAGGAACUCCCUGGUAGCUGCUGUCAAUAACGGGAAAUAUAUUAGCAAGAGAAAUCCAAAAGCAGGAUCACAGAAUGCUCCUUGGGAUAUCUUUUCUCUAAGCCAUAGUCGAAGUGGUGGUAGAGGUGCAGUUGGCCAUGUUGGCUUGUUUUUGCUCAAAGUUGCGGCAUUGGAGGCUGUACGAAGGGUCUCAAGGUCCAAGUGUCCUCCUGUAUGGCGUGGUGUUCAGGCAUUGCAGUUUCUUUGCUACCCACCAUUCAAGUGGAUUCAGAGAUGGGCACCGUUCAAGGGUUUGGUUCAAGGCGUGCAGAUGAUAUCAAGACCGCUGCUGGUCCUUUCAGUUGCAACAGCAUUGUCUGAAGAAUUAAGUAGCUGUAAUGAACCUGAGGAUAAUAAUGAUGAUUCUCAUGCAUAUGUGGAAGCAUCUCCAGAGCCACCUUCUAGUCAUUCAGUGCCUGAUGCAAGUGAUAGCAAUGCUCUCAUUGUAGCACCAGAAAAUUGGAUGUUGGAACUACACAGAGAGCUAGAAAUUCAAGGGAUCACAUUACCAGAAAGAAUAAAUGAAGAUGAGAUACGCAGAUUUUAUACUGCAGCAGAUGGAAACUUCCAGAGCUUUUUGUUAUCAAUUAAGAAAACAAUACGCUGGAGAGAAACUUACAGAAUCCUUUCGGAACAUGAGCUUCAAACGUGGUCAAAUGUGGUGUUCUGGCAUGGAUAUGACCUGGAGAAUCAACCUUGCCUUAUUGUACGGCUUGGACUAGCUUGCACAAACUUGCAAAGCCAAGAUAGGCCUCGAUUUGUUCAAGCAGUCAUAUCUCAGGUAGAACAUGGAAUCCUUCAUUUGGUCAACAAAGAUAGUCCUCAAGUUAUGGUUAUUGUGGAUUGUGCUGGGAUAACUCCUCUGCGAAUUCCCAUGCAAAUGGUGAGAUCUUGUUCUUCAUAUCUGCAACAUAACUUCCCCAACCGCCUUGGACGCUUGCUCAUCAUAAGACUCCCUCCAGUUGCUCGUGUUAUUGCCCAAACCUUUCUUCAGGUACUAAAACCGGUUACUAAGAAGAAGCUGAGAGUUGAAGGGAAGAUGUAUCAGAGGGUCCUCUCCGAGUAUCUCCAGACCGUCCCAGCUUAUCUUGGUGGCAGCUGUACUUGCCAGAAAUGCCUGGACACGACUGGCAAUCAGGCCGUGCAUCGGCUAGCAAAUGAGAUGAACAAGAGAGUUCUCGAUGGAUACAUGACCACUGGUGAAGAUCAGGGUUCAUUGCUUCUCACGUCUCAGGUUGAUGGUACGCCGAACGGUGAGUGGGACCACCUGCUGAGGACUGCUGUGAUUGGCAUUCUCAUGGCGUGGAUCUUCGUGGCUUUGGCUGUUGGGUUAUAUGAUCCUGAAAGUCGUCCAUUUUAG